GCGACCCGGGCAACCUUGCUCCCCUGGACGCACCGGAAGGAGCUCGGUCCCCGUAGGCCAAGGCUGGAACCAGAGUGUCAUGAUCUCUUGGAGGCUCUAUGGGAAGAGUCCAGGGCACACGCCAGCCUGCCACCAGGAGCUUGGGGCUGCAAAGAGCUGGCUCUCCCAUUCUUCGGGACAAAUGCAAAGAGUUCCAGAGAGCAGGCAAGAUGGGGAAUGCUAAGAGCCUGUCGGGCCAGAAGAUGACCUCAAGGUUCUUGCCUGAGGAGCAGGCUGAGGUGGACAGGCUGUUUGAUGCCCUGUCAUCGAGUGAAGGUGGCGUGGCAACGGGGACAUUCUCUCUGGAGGCGAUGAAGAGCCAUGUCAAGGAGGCCCUCCCCCCAGCAAUGGUCACCAGACUGUAUAACGGCAUGCGGAAGGUAAAGCCGACCGACAGGGCCCGUGAGAACUGCAGGAGCGUUUCCAGAGAGCAGUUCACCGCAUUCCUGUCCCAGCUGUUGAGAGGGAGCUGUGAGGAGAAGGGCCUUAUGGUUAUGAACAUGAUCUCAGCCGCAGAGGGGCCUACAAAGACCAGAGAUGUCCAGAAGUUCACAGAGGACCUGGUGGCCUCUGUGGUGCACGUGCUGACCCACCGGAAUGAGCUUCGAGGCUGGACCUGCAGGAAAUCCGAGGCGCCCCCCGACAGCAUGCAGGCCAUGGUCACCCAGCUGCUCUGUGAGAUGAAGUUUCAAGAUGGCCACAAGUUCCAGGGCCCUCAGUGCCUGGACCAGGUCUGCGACCAAGCCAUGAUCGAGGAGUGGGUGUUCCACGUCCCUCAUGUGGGCGCAUUUCUGAACGUGGUCAUCCACAGGGGCCUGUGCCUCCUGGGCUCAUCCUUUGACCUGUCCACGCUGGUCCCCGAGUGCCUCGCGGACCAAGGCGGGCGGUUCGAGAGCAUCCUGGAUGUGCUGUCCGUCAUCUACCUCAGCUCCCACCUGGCCCCGGAGCAUCGGCACCGCUGGCGCCUGCUGUUCUCCACGCAGCUCCAUGGGCAGAGCUUCUCCCAGCUCUGCAGCCACAUCACCAACCAGGGGCCUAGCCUACUUGUCCUCGAGGACAGGGAUGGCCACGUCUUUGGUGGCUUCGCCUCCUGCUCUUGGGAAGUUAAGCCUCAGUUUCAAGGGGACAACAGAUGUUUCCUGUUCUCCAUCGCCCCCAGAAUGGCCACGCACCUGCACACGGGUUACAAUAACCACUUCAUGUACUUGAAUUACGGACAGCAGACCAUGCCCAACGGACUGGGCAUGGGUGGGCAGCACCAUUACUUUGGGCUUUGGGUGGCUGCGGACUUUGGGAAAGGACACAGCAAGGCCAAGCCGGCGUGCACCACCUACAACAGCCCACAGUUGUCUGCCCAGGAGGACUUCCUGUUUGAUAAGAUGGAGGUGUGGGGACUUGGCAACCUCUUAGAGGAAUACGAGGGCAAGAACAAGAAGAGCGUCCUGGACUCAGAUCCCGAAGCCCGUAGCCUGCUGGAGAUCAGUGGACGGGCUCGGCACAGCGAGGGACUUCGGGAAGUCCCCAAGGAUGAGGACUGAGAUAAGACAACCUCUUAGAGCGCUCCUGCUCAGAGAGCAUCCUGGAGCAGGGGCGGGGACUCCCCCAGGGAUGCAGAGCAGAGAGCCUCCAGAUUCCUCACUGCUGGGUGAACAGGAGAGCUCUUAUUUCUUACCCUCUGUCCUCACUCCUGCUUAGCCUUAACACAGAGCCACAUGGUUGCACGCAGACCAUCAUGGACACACUUAAAUCAGAACGCAGCCAUGCCGAGAGAGAUCCCUCUGAAGCUAUAAUCAAUGGGGUGUUGCCUCCUGGGGCCCUGAGCACAGGUUAGAACCUUGGCCUUAAACUUUGUUUGUCUUCUGUCUUUUGUCCAUGACAUUCAAAGACAAAGAGGCUUGAAACCUGCUGGGACUGGUGGUCGGUCGGUCGGUUAUUGGGGGCACCAUGCUCUGGGGUCCCUGUAAGUGCCCCAAUGGCCCAUCAUGAGCAGAAAGACAGGGGUGCUUAGAUGAAUAUCUUGGUGCUCUGUGAGAAUUCUCCCCCUCCCCACACCCAGCAUACAAUUUGUGGGUUUAUAGCUGAAGAUCUGAAGGAAAUGUCUUUGGGGGCAGGUUCUCAGAACAGGCUUGCUGUGGGGGUCCUAUCUAGCUUUCGCAACUCUUUUUAAGCCUGGUGAACAAGGGGGGAAAGCCCGACCUAUUUACUCAGAGGCCAAGCCUUUACUGUGCUGCUAACCCAAAUGUGGGACCUGGGACCUUUUUGGGAGACUUGAAGUCUGCAUGCUUGCCCAAUGUGUGCAUAACACCCACCCGUCCCAGAUGCCAGUGGUGGGUGAUGUCCAGCUUUGGCAGGGAGUGUCAGCCUCCAAGCGCCUUCUCUGAGGUCAUAGCUCAGGGCUUCUCAGGAGGGGCAUAGGUCAUGGGACAGCAUGACUUACUGCAGACAGACUCUAGUGGUCCCCAAAGACUGAAGAUGAUUCAGGUGGCCAGGCUGCCCAUCACACUGUGAGUGAUGGCCACCCAGCUCUGUCCAUGCAGAGGAGCUGUGGACCCUUGAGACCUCUACGUCUUGUUUGUAAACCUCUUUGUCUUUUGCCGUAAACUUCAGCCUUUAUGGAUCUGUUCAAGUUUUACUUUUGCGUAUGCAGUUUGUCCA
Molecule: messenger RNA, 2694 nt
Organism: Mus pahari (shrew mouse)
Lineage: Eukaryota; Metazoa; Chordata; Mammalia; Rodentia; Muridae
Gene: Meak7
Product: MTOR associated protein, eak-7 homolog
Exons: 9
Coding region: 99-1577 (492 amino acids)
Biological process (GO): TOR signaling
Source: RefSeq, a predicted model, not a curated record